AUGAGCUCGAGCCAGUAUCCCGUUCCUCCCCCGUCCUACGGCACCGCUGGGCCCAACAAGCAAUACAGGAAUGAAGCGAAUGAGCCGCUUCUUGCGGGGCAGCGCUCCCCAGGUGGAGGCAUCUACGACCAGCCAGAAGCUGGCGACGUUCCGGACGAUUUCAAGUAUGGUGCAACUGUCUCAGAAAGCGCGCCCGAGAUCCGGAGUGCAUUCGUGAGGAAGGUGUACAUCAUCCUGUUCUUCCAGAUUCUUGCGACUACCAUCGUCGCUGGUGGCCUCUCCCAGUCCUUCACCGCGGUGAUGUGGGUUCAAGAGCACCAGUGGGCGUUUUACGUCCCCCUCUUCGGCACGCUUGUCAACCUUGGUCUACUCUACUGGAAGCGUCACAGCCACCCUUAUAAUCUUGUCCUACUCUCGACUUUCACGCUUCUCGAGGCAUUCACUCUCGGCAUCGUUACCGCGUUCUUCGACAACAUCAUCGUCCUACAGGCGCUGCUUAUCACUCUCGGUGUGUUCCUUGGGUUGACGCUGUUUACACUGCAGUCCAAGUAUGACUUCUCCGGUCUCGGUCCCUGGCUCUUCGGCGGUCUUGUCGCUCUCAUGAUGACCGGCAUGGUCGGGAUCUUCAUCCCAUUCAGCAACACGAUCGACAUCAUCUAUGCCGCAGGCGGGUGCCUCAUCUUCAGCGGUUACAUUGUCUAUGACACGUAUGUCAUCAACCGUCGGCUCUCGCCCGACGAAUAUAUUCUCGGCUCGAUUAGCCUUUACCUUGACUUCAUUAACCUCUUUAUCAACAUUCUGCGUCUGCUCAAUGACCUGCAGGAGCGGUGA
Molecule: messenger RNA, 831 nt
Organism: Coniophora puteana RWD-64-598 SS2
Lineage: Eukaryota; Fungi; Basidiomycota; Agaricomycetes; Boletales; Coniophoraceae
Product: UPF0005-domain-containing protein
Exons: 8
Coding region: 1-831 (276 amino acids)
Cellular component (GO): membrane
Source: RefSeq, a predicted model, not a curated record